UCUCUCUCGAUCGAUCGAUCGAUCGAGCUCUCGAGCUCUACUUUAAUGGCGAUCGCCCCUCUUCCUCUUCCCCAAAACCCUAAACCCUGAUAAACCGGAGUCGUCGAGCCCUCCUCCCCUUCCCUCUCACAAGUGCCCAAACCCCCCUUCUCCCACCCACAACCGCCCCCUCGUCGCACCCUCGGAUCGCCCAAAAACCCUUAAACUCACCUCGCCAAAACCCUAACCCGAAGCUUAACCCUAGUACCCUACUCCAGAACCCUAGGUUCUACUCUCCGAUGGCUCAAAACCCUAGCUUACCCCCGAUUAACUCCGCACGGGGGCUCUCUGCGCAGAUUCCCAAUGGAACUCGGGCGGCGGCGCCAUCGACCGGGGUAGCUAAUUGUUAUGUGUUCAAAAGCCGGUUGCAAGAGUACGCGCAGAAAGCCACUCUUCCCACUCCCGAAUAUCAAACAAUAAAAGAAGGCCCUUCACACGAGCCCGUGUUCAAGUCCACGGUGAUCGUCAACAAUGUCAGAUACGAUUCUCUACCUGGAUUCUACAACCGUAAGGCGGCGGAACAGUCGGCUGCUGAGAUUGCACUCAAGGAGAUACAUAAGUCCGGCCAGAUGACUGAAUGUAUCCCUACAGUUCAUGCAUCCGGCCUGUGCAAGAAUAUGCUCCAGGAGUAUGCACAGAAAAUGAAUUAUGCAAUCCCAUCUUACAUAUGCACCAAACAAGCCUCGGGGCCAACUCUGUUCACAUGUACAGUUGAGAUCGGUGGGAUACAAUAUAUAGGGGCUGCCGCAAAAACGAAAAAAGAAGCAGAAAUAAAAGCUGCACGAACAGCUCUUCUAGCUAUUCAGAGUCAGUCUUCCAAGGGCGUUAAUGGCGCCUCACAAUACACCGUACUACCCGGCAAAAAGAAGGGCAAGGAGCCCGAGAUAAAGGCUGAAGCCCCCCCGAAACAACUUAAACCCAAGAAGUCCAAUUUCAAGAAAAAAUGGAAGAAAAGGAGAUUUCCUCGAAAUAACGUGAAAACGGAGAAGGAUGAACCUGGAACUGGUAAGAUGGAAGAUUCAGCAGCAGACGUUCUGCCCCCUAACGUUCCUGUAUUACAAUCUGAAGGCCAAAAUCAUCAAUGUGCAGUUGAGACAGUCCCGGGCACAAAUGGGUUCUUUCAUGAAGCAGCGGCGGUGGGAUCAAAUUUUAAUUAUAUUGGGCAAGAUAAUAAUGGCGUCGAUUGUUCGAUUAGGGCUGAUGAUCUUAGAAUGGAAAGUCAAUGAGUUCAAGUGCGUGUUAGGAUGAUGAACAUCGGACAUUGGUUUCGGCGUAGCUUAUAACUUAUUGUAUGUAAAUUGUGAGCUCCUGCCUGAUAAUCUCCUCGAUUACUAUUCUAUCAUUUUCAAAGGAGAGUUAUUUUGCAAUUCAGAUUGGUUAUAUAGGCCACUUAUAUCUCAUAGCCCAUUUUACAUCUUAAUAUACUCAUUUUGUUUUAAUCAUUUCCUCAUGUGUGUUUCUGGGCUGUGGAGCCAUCAUUUAUAGUA
Messenger RNA from Ananas comosus (pineapple), 1526 nucleotides. Its product is annotated as double-stranded RNA-binding protein 8-like. Gene Ontology annotation, cellular component: nucleus. Gene Ontology annotation, molecular function: ribonuclease III activity; double-stranded RNA binding. Gene Ontology annotation, biological process: regulation of gene expression; rRNA processing. Bases 279 to 1265 code for a protein of 328 amino acids. The transcript is spliced from 4 exons. The record is from RefSeq and is a predicted model, not a curated record. NCBI's taxonomy places the organism in Eukaryota, Viridiplantae, Streptophyta, Magnoliopsida, Poales, Bromeliaceae.